Chenopodium quinoa (quinoa) is the source of this 368-nucleotide messenger RNA. RefSeq names its product extracellular ribonuclease-like. The transcript is spliced from 2 exons. Bases 12 to 248 code for a protein of 78 amino acids. Lineage: Eukaryota; Viridiplantae; Streptophyta; Magnoliopsida; Caryophyllales; Amaranthaceae. The record is from RefSeq and is a predicted model, not a curated record. Gene Ontology annotation, molecular function: nuclease activity.
UGAAGAAAAAGAUGGGACUUCUCUCUGUUUUGUUGAAAUGGAAUGAGUUUGAUCCUCCAUCCCAAGAGGAAAAGCAGAGAAAUGAAAGAGUAUGCAGGCUUUACCAACACAAUCGAAACCCAUUUGUAGAUCAUCCAGAGUAUGCCAAUCUGAUAUGGAAACAUGUCGUUUCAAAUCAUCAAAAGUCUUCUAGCACCUUGAAGCUGUUGUCAAUCAUCCAGAAUAAGGAGUCUGAAAAACGUGAGUAAAAAAUUUACUUGUCCUUUGAAGUUCUGAUUACGUUUACGAGCAUUAUCAAGAUGGAAAUCCAGAGUUCGUGUGUAGAGCUAUGCCUAGAUUAUGGAAGCGAUGACAAUUUGUAUCAAAAU